This is a messenger RNA of Phaeodactylum tricornutum CCAP 1055/1, 1560 nucleotides long. RefSeq lists its product with no specific name. NCBI's taxonomy places the organism in Eukaryota, Bacillariophyta, Bacillariophyceae, Surirellales, Neidiaceae. The transcript has a single exon. The record is from RefSeq and is a predicted model, not a curated record. Bases 1 to 1560 code for a protein of 519 amino acids.
AUGACGAGACCCCAAUUCACGAUUCGUGCUUUCAUUUUAGCAGUGGUCGUACUGCUUGUGUUGUACUGCAACAGCGGUGUUUAUCGGCCGCUACGUGCACCAAAUGGUACACGUUCCCAACCGGUCGCUUUUCCCAAUUCCCAGACGACGCCGUUGGGUUCCUACGCGAUCGCAGCCGGGGAAUUGCCAGGAUACACAGGUUGGGGUCGGCCUGAGUUCACCUUGGCCGGGUACUUCACAGCUGCCACACCUAAAGGUGAUACUAUUUCGGCGGGUGAUCCGUACAUUAUCGAGCUGCAGUGUCGAGGUCAUGCUGAUUGUCAAACACCGUCGUAUUUUUAUGUCCGCGCCUACGGCCCUGCAAUUUUGACAGGCCGGAUCGAAGCGAGAGGAAAAGGUGGAUAUCGUGCUCUGCUGUACCCCGUCGACCCGGGGGUCUAUACAGUGGAAAUAGUCAUAACCAUUUCGAACCCACCACCAUUCGACGUCUUUCCACUGGCAUCUAAGGCCGCACCCAUUCUCUAUGAGGGAUAUCUCUUGCAAGACUUUCCAACCACCUUGACGGUUUUGCCAAACAAAAUGGAUCAUUUCACAAAGCUGCCAGUCUGCAAUGCAGCGGAUUUGCUCAACGACCGCUCCAUAUAUCCCCAUGAACGAGCUCGGUGGAAGGUUGUGGAUCAAAUUCGAUCGAAACACCACCAGUCAAAUACGGGUGACGGAACUCAAGUCACUUUUCCAGCCUAUCAGCAAUCCUACAACAGUCUUGGAGUUGUGGCUGACUACCAAUUCCAUAAUUGCCGCCUCUUGGUGAUACCCUAUCGUGGUGAAAAUGUGACCUUCAAUCCUUUUUUAUGUUUACAGGAACCUACUCACUUUAUACUUAUCGGGGACUCGACGAUGAGGAUACAGCAUCAAAUCUUCCAGCAGUACCUGUCGUUACCUGAAAUGAAGCAUCAUUCCUUAACGUUCAUCGAAUUGUACGGUGGAAUUCUGCGCUGCAACACUUACGGCCCCAUUUUAGAGCAAGAAUUAAAAGUCGAGCUGGAACGAAAUUCUAAGUCCCAAGCCCAUCGAGCUGUGUUAUUCAAUACAGGGCUGCACGACAUUCAUCGGCUCUGCGGAACGGAGUGGGAGAAAGACCGUCGCACAUACCUUACUGAUCCCCAAUUGCCGUGCGUGGAACAAUAUCGGCGUGGUCUGGCCGAUUUGAUCCAUGUCGUGGGCACUUUGCCCGCAGCUGUCAAGCUGUUUCAAACAACCACCGCUGGUUGGCCCAAGUAUGGCAAUUUUGGGAUCAAUUGGGACCCUCGCUAUGGACAAGGACUCCCACUGGAUGCUUCUUUUGUCGAAUACUUCAAUACGAUUGCAACCACCCUACUCGAAUCCCAUCCAUAUAUCGGCGUGGUUGAUGGCUACUGGAUAUCCUUGGCUCGUCCGGACAAUCGGGAAAUUGGACCGCGAGCAGCAAUAGGACCCAAGCUCUCGCACCCUGGGAUUGAAGUCGUCCACGCCAUGGUUCGUAUCUGGUCCAUGGUGGUACUUAGAAAUCUUUGCGGCUAG